Spodoptera exigua (beet armyworm) is the source of this 1212-nucleotide messenger RNA. NCBI's taxonomy places the organism in Eukaryota, Metazoa, Arthropoda, Insecta, Lepidoptera, Noctuidae. The record is from the annotation of a GenBank genome assembly.
AUGUCUGUUUUCGAUGGUGAAAUAGAAUACCGCACGGUAUAUAUGGUGGAUUUUGAUGCAAAGAAAAAGCCUAAAAGUCCUCGUCGCAAAGCGGUUGACGACAAUUGCCUCAUUGUGGGCGUGAGCCGGGACAUGCUGAAGCCUAAAAAAGAAAAACAAAAGCACCCUGAUGUACUCUGUCCAGUUUCACGUGAAUACUACAAGGAUGCUGUCACUAGGUUCGCAGAAGAUUACCCGAAACUCACGAAGAAAUAUAUGAUGAAAGACAUCGACUCAGUGCUCAUUGAGAACGAGAUCAAAGACCUUAAGAGGACUGAAUAUUUAAAUAAAUACUGCUCUAGAGAUCUCCCAUUUAUGUCUGUAAACCUGGCUCGUCGAGCGCGUGCCCUCCAAACGUUGCGACUACCAGAUGACGUGGCUAUCCCAGACACAAGUCAUAGAGGAUCCUUUCGUCCUCCGAAACCUGAGAAGUAUGCAGAGCCACCCUCAAGCAUGUCCAUGAAACCACGAUACGAUGAUUCGCUGCAAACAUCCAUUUCCACCACCUUUAGUAUUUCAAAACUCUCCGGAGAAGAGUUAGCAUUCUACCAGGCAUGUCUGCAGCACUCUCGGCCUCCGGACUGCCGGUGCCCUCAGUAUUCUGGAGGGGAGAUGCCAAUGCUACCGCCAGGGAAGGAGGGAGGAUGGAGCCGGAAUGAGAUGAUGGGUCCAAUGUUGGACCCUAAACUAUAUCCCGUUCGUGUUGGAGCUGCUCCAGAAACACCCACCUCAAGAUACGAUCAACCUAAUGCGUUCUUGGAUAAGUUGCAAUCAAAGUACCCGAUGCUGUACAGCAUCUUGCAGAACGAAGCCUCGCCGGAGCUAAAGCAGAGGAUAGAUCGGGACCGCAACAAGACGACUUACCGGGUCGAUUAUUGUGAGACAGGUCCCGGAGCCAAAUUUGAAGGACUCCAACGAGCAGCAGACGAGAGCGGAACAGGUCCGUGUGCGCAACCGAUGCGUUUGCCCGGGGACCCGUGUCGCGUCGGACCCAAACCGCCCAAGUCUGCGCCCAAGACCAUCUCCAAACAGGCAGGCGGUGCCGCAGCCAGUGAUCCCAGAGCCAAAUGCGAAACGACAUCGGCCACUCCCCCACUCGGUCGCACGGAGUACCAGGACGGCGUGUCCAAGCUCGGCGCGAUCAUCAUGCGAGACAAACUACAUCGAAGGUAG